AUGAGUGUACACCCAGUUAAAGCUGGCCCUGUUGCUCCAGCUGCCCCUGCUGCCCAGCCCUGCCCCAGCUCCAGCCCAGCCCUGGCCCAGCCCAGCCCCCAGCCCCAGCCCCAGCCAGCCCCAGCCCAGCUCCCAGCCCAGCCCGCCAGCCCUGGCCCAGCCCGGGCUCAGCCCCGCCCAGCCCUGGCCCAGCCUGGCCCAGCCUGGGCCCGCUCAGCCCAGCUGCCCGGCCCAGCCUGCCCCAGCCCCCGCCCCAGUCAGCCUGCCCAGCUGGCUCACCAGCCUGCCUCAGCCCGCCCAGCCUGGCUCAGCCUCACCAGCCUGCUCAGCCCCAGCCCGCCCCUGCCCGCCUGGCCUGGCUCAGCCUGGGCUCAGCCUCCCAGCCUGCUCAGCCUGCUCAGCCCGCCCAGCCUGCUCAGCCUCCGCCUGUGCCUGGGCUCAGCCCAGCCUGCCCAGCUCAGCCUGCUCAGCCUGCCUGUCAAAGCUAGCCUGGCUCAGCCUGCUCAGCCUGUUGCUAAGCCUAAAGCUGCUAAAGCUAAGCCAGCUAAAGCUUGUUUAAAGCUAAGCUAA
This is a messenger RNA of Armigeres subalbatus, 570 nucleotides long. RefSeq lists its product as uncharacterized. Lineage: Eukaryota; Metazoa; Arthropoda; Insecta; Diptera; Culicidae. The record is from RefSeq and is a predicted model, not a curated record. The coding region runs from base 1 to 570 and encodes 189 amino acids. The transcript has 2 exons.